This is a messenger RNA of Coregonus sp. 'balchen', 15681 nucleotides long. The record is from the annotation of a GenBank genome assembly. Lineage: Eukaryota; Metazoa; Chordata; Actinopteri; Salmoniformes; Salmonidae.
CUCAAAUACAGGUUUAGUGCGUGUUAAGCCCGAAACUUAGGUGGCUAGAAGACCGAAAAACCUGUAUAUUUCUUACAAAGUAGGCAAAAUAACUUCUGGGGACAGACUCUAGUCAUAUUUUACUAUUCACCUUUGGUGGCUUAUCGUUAAUAGGACAAAAUGGGUUGCUGGUUUUCCAAAAAAUCUAAAAGAAAAUCACCCGAAAAAGAACCUACGACGACGGUAGAAGAGAACACGAUCACCAGCAGCAGCAACGCCAACAACAUUGCCCUCAGCAGCAAUGCAACGGAGGAUCCACCUAAACAAUAUAGCUGGGACAAACGUGAAAAGGUAUGGAGGGGAUGCAUGCAUGGCUAGGGAGACUAGCUAGCUAGCUACGUGGUUAUACAUGUCAAAGUCAAGUCUUUUCAAGUCGGGGAUUUUCUCAAGUGCUUGUGAAUCAAUGACCUGCGUUUAUAUACAUAAUUGCUAACUGGCUACCUUGAAAACAGAAUAUAGUCAACAAACUAUGCGCGAUUGCUCCACAAAAAAUGACGUGACUGACCGUGUCAAGCCACUUAACUGGCUAGAUCCUAAUCGUAUCGUAUCGUAGUGACAGAGAUAAAUGGCCUAAAAUACUGUAUCCGAAAUUAUGUGGUUUAUCAAAACAUCACUCUAGCUAUCACAGAAAGGCAUCUAGCUAGCUAGGUAUCUAGUGUUAACAAGGUUAUGGUGAUACACUGGUAUAUUUAGUCCACCUAGCUAGCCUGCUAGCUCGACAGAUAGAGCUCAUUAUCGGCUUAAAGUCAGUCCACGACACGUAACAAGUUUGUUUGGCAGCUAGUUGGUCAUAUAACUGAAUACACUGGAUUUGCAAAUAAACAGUUAGUCAGGCCAGCCAUGAACCAACCAGUAACCCAGCUGGCCGGUAGCCAGACAGAGAGACGAUGUAGCGUAAAGGUAUUUGGGUGUUCUGUUUUAUGGCUAUGCAUUGACUGGGAAAACAACCUGGGCCCGGUUUCCCCAUAGCGAUGGAACAUAGAAGGGUUUUAACGAUACAUCUUUCCUACAACGGCCGAAGAUGUAACCAGCUUUUCAGGGCCGGUGUUAUCGGCGGCCCGCCCUAACUUACCUUCCAUUGACCAUCCUUGAGAUGUUUCUACAACUUGAUUGGAGUGUGAUUCACCUGUGGUAAAUUCAAUUGAUUGGACAUACAGUGAUGGAAAAAAGUAUUUGAUCCCCAACUGAGCUACAUCCCUGCCGGCCAUUCCCUCCCCUACCCUGGACGACGCUGGGUCAAUUGUGCGCCGCCCCAUGGGUCUCCCGGUCGCGGCCCGGCUACGACAGAGCCUGGAUUCGAACCAGGAUCUCUAGUGGCACAGCUAGAACUGCGAUGCAGUGCCUGAGACCACUGCGCCACUCGGGAGGACAGAUCCUCUACUUUAACAGGAGAGGAUGAUGUUGUGUUAUGAUGAGGACACAGAACCUCUAAUUUUUGUCUUUAUACGAAAAUAUAGAAAAAUAAUAAACAGCUAUACGUUACUGUAAAUGUUAAUGUGAAAAAUAUGAGUCACAGCACAAUUCCGUUACCGUGGAAUUUCCCCUCAUAAACAAUGGCUGCAGGCUAUCUAUUUAGCUAGUGGUCCUCUGUAGCUCAAUUGGUAGAGCACGGGGCUUGUAACGCCAGGGUAGUGGGUUUGAUCCCCGGGACCACCCAUACGUAAAAAUGUAUGCACACAUGACUGUAAGUCACUUUGGAUAAAAGUGUCUGCUAAAUGGCAUAUUAUUAUUAUUAUUAUUAUUAUUAUUAUUAUUAUUAUAGAUUAGAUUUGAGCUAGAUUUGACCUAGUCUAGAUUAGAUUGAAUAGUUUACACCAGAUUAUAUCAGUAAUAGCAGCAGCAAUAACUAAAAUGAGUAAUUGUAUGAAUACACUUUUAUAUUUUUGUGUUGUAAUACCACAAUUCUUAGUAUGUAGUUGCCAUAUUUAUGCACUAGUCUAGAACCAAGUUUCUCAACCUUUGGUACCUAAAGUGUUACACCCCCCCCCCUUUGACUUGUCCUCUUGUCCCCCUGCAGGUUGACCCUAAGGACUUCAUGCUAACAGGGCUGAAGGAUGCCACGGUGGGCCGUCUGCCAGGCAAGCUGAACGGACAGCAGUUUGUCAUCCAGGACUGUGAGAACUGCAACAUCUUCGUGUUUGACCACUCCGCCACCAUCACCAUCGACGACUGCACCAACUGCUGCAUCGUUAUGGGGCCAGUGAAGGGCAGUGUGUUCUUCAGGGACUGUAAGGAUAUCAGGUGUGUGGUGGCCUGCCAGCAGUUCAGGACCAGGGACUGUAAGAAGAUGGAGGUGUUCCUGUGUUGCGCCACCCAGCCCAUCAUCGAGGCGUCCACGGGGAUGAAGUUCGGCUGCUUCCAGUACUACUACCCCGAGCUGGCCUUCCACUUCAAGGACGCAGGCCUCAGCAUCUUCAACAACAACUGGAGCAACGUCCAUGACUUCACGCCUGUCUCAGGGGAGACCAACUGGAGCCUGCUGCCGGAGGACACUGUGGUGCUGGACCAUGUCCCAGCCCCUGAUCCGGAGUCAGAGUUUAAAUCAGUCCGUGUCUCAGCUGAGGCAUCCCGCAGCAUCGUGCCCAUGACCAAAGGAGGCAGACGCAAGGACAGUGACGAGUCCUGUCUGUUUCUGUUCUUCGCUGGGGACUACACCACUGCUAACGCCCGGAAACUCAUUGAUGAGGUGAGGUGGAGGUAGAGGGGAGGGGAGGAAGUUAGGACAGGGUCGUUCCACCCCUAAAAGCACAGGGAAGAGCAUUCCCCCCCACCAUCUAAAACUGUUCUGAAAUCAUUUCUGUGAGAAACAGUGUUUUGUUGAAAUAUAAUUUGAUCUCUGAGAAAUUAAGCUAAUUGAUUGCACCCAAAUUAGCCAUUUUAAUUUCUACGAUUCAUAUCAUAUUCAAUAAAUAUAGUACCUAACAUCCGAUUUGGACCAAACGUUUUUCUAACAUGAGGAAUCCAAAGGAAUGGUCAAAAGCCACCCAUGUCACCCUUCAACUAUAUUAAUGAAGUGUCUAAAGAUGUUCGAAUAAGGUCUGUGCGUUCCUCAACUCAGCAGACAACAAAGUCGUUUGAAUAUUCUUUAGUGAAUCAGAGUUAGAAUAUGGACAUCCAAACAUAAGGGGAUACAGUACAUACAGUACAUGGAUACAGUACAUACAGUACAGGGAUACAGUACAUACAGUACAGGGAUACAGUACAUACAGUACAGGGAUACAGUACAGGGAUACAGUACAUACAGUACAGGGAUACAGUACAUACAGUACAGGGAUACAGUACAUACAGUACAGGGAUACAGUACAUACAGUACAGGGAUACAGUACAUACAGUACAGGGAUACAGUACAGGGAUACAGUACAUACAGUACAGGGAUACAGUACAUACAGUACAGGGAUACAGUACAGGGAUACAGUACAUACAGUACAGGGAUACAGUACAGGGAUACAGUACAUACAGUACAGGGAUACAGUACAGGGAUACAGUACAUACAGUACAGGGAUACAGUACAGGGAUACAGUACAUACAGUACAGGGAUACAGUACAUACAGUACAGGGAUAACAAUAAGUACAGGGGAUACAGUACAGGGGAUAAGACAUACAGUACAGGGAUACAGUACAUACAGUACAGGGAUACAGUACAUACAGUACAGGGAUACAGUACAGGGAUACAGUACAUACAGUACAGGGAUACAGUACAUACAGUACAGGGAUACAGUACAGGGAUACAGUACAUACAGUACAGGGAUACAGUACAGGGAUACAGUACAUACAGUACAGGGAUACAGUACAGGGAUACAGUACAUACAGUACAGGGAUACAGUACAGGGAUACAGUACAGGGAUACAGUACAUACAGUACAGGGACACAGUACAUACAGUACAGGGAUACAGUACAGGGAUACAGUACAGGGAUACAGUACAUACAGUACAGGGAUACAGUACAUACAGUACAGGGAUACAGUACAGGGAUACAGUACAUACAGUACAGGGAUACAGUACAUACAGCACAGGGAUACAGUACAGGGAUACAGUACAUACAGUACAGGGAUACAGUACAGGGAUACAGUACAUACAGUACAGUACAUACAGUACAGGGAUACAGUACAGGGAUACAGUACAGGGAUACAGUACAUACAGUACAGGGACACAGUACAUACAGUACAGGGAUACAGUACAUACAGUACAGGGAUACAGUACAGGGAUACAGUACAUACAGUACAGGGAUACAGUACAGGGAUACAGUACAUACAGUACAGGGAUACAGUACAGGGAUACAGUACAUACAGCACAGGGAUACAGUACAGGGAUACAGUACAGGGAUACAGUACAUACAGUACAGGGAUACAGUACAGGGAUACAGUACAUACAGUACAGGGCUACAGUACAGGGAUACAGUACAUACAGUACAGGGAUACAGUACAGGGAUACAGUACAGGGAUACAGUACAUACAGUACAGGGAUACAGUACAUACAGUACAGGGAUGACAGGGAUACAGUACAGGGAUACAGUACAGGGAUACAGUACAUACAGUACAGGGAUACAGUACAUACAGUACAGGCAUACAGUACAGGGAUACAGUACAUACAGUACAGGGAUACAGUACAGGGAUACAAUACAGGGAUACAGUACAGGGAUACAGUACAUACACUACAGUUCAAAAGUUUGGGGUCACUUAGAAAUGUCCUUGUUUUUGAAAGAAAAUCAAAAAAAAAUGUCCAUUACAAUAACAUCAAAUGGAUCAGAAAUACAGUGUAGACAUGUUAAUGUUGUAAAUGGCUAUUGUAGCUGGAAACGGCUGAUUUUUAAUGGAAUAUCUACAGUUGAAGUCGGAAGUUUACAUACACUUAGGUUGGAGUCAUUAAAACUCGUCUUUCAACCACUCCACAAAUAUCUUGUUAACAAACUAUAGUUUUGGCAAGUCGGUUAGGACAUCUACUUUGUGCAUGACACAAGUAAUUUUUCCAACAAUUGUUUACAAACAGAUUAUUUCAUUUAUAAUUCACUGUAUCACAAUUCCAGUGGAUCAGAAGUUUACAUACACUAAGUUGACUGUGCCUUUAAACAGCUUGGAAAAUUCCAGAAAAUGAUGUCAUGGCUUUAGAAGCUUCUGAUAGGCUAAUUGACAUCAUUUGAGUCAAUUGGAGGUGUACCUGUGGAUGUAUUUCAAGGCCUACCUUCAAACUCAGUGCUUCUUUGCUUGACAUCAUGGGGAAAAUCAAAAGAAAUCAGCCAAGACCUCAGAAAAAAUGUGUAGACCUCCACAAGUCUGGUUCAUCCUUGGGAGCAAUUUCCAAACGCCUGAUGGUACCACGUUCAUCUGUACAAACAAUAUUACGCAAGUAUAAACACCAUGGGACCACGCAGCCGUCAUACCACUCAGGAAGGAGAGGCGUUCUGUCUCCUAGAGAUGAACGUACUUUGGUGCGAAAGGUACAAAUCAAUCCCAGAACAACAGCAAAGGACCUUGUGAAGAUGCUGGAGGAAACAGGUACAAAAGUAUCUAUAUCCACAGUAAAACGAGUCCUAUAUCGACAUAACCUGAAAGGCCUCUCAGCAAGGAAGAAGCCACUGCUCCAAAACCGCCAUUAAAAAGCCAGACUGUGGUUUGCAACUGCACAUGGGGACAAAGAUCGUACUUUUUGGAGAAAUUUCUUCUGGUCUGAUGAAACAAAAAUAGAACUGUUUGGCCAUAAUGACCAUCGUUAUGUUUGGAGGAAAAAGGGGGUCGCUUGCAAGCCAAAGAACACCAUCCCAACCGUGAAGCACGGGGGUGGCAGCAUCAUGCUGUGGGGGUGCUUUGCUGCAGGAGGGACUGGUGCACUUCACAAAAUAGAUGGCAUCAUGAGGAAGGAAAAUUAUGUGGAUAUAUUGAAGCAACAUCUCAAGAAAUCAGUCAGGAAGUUAAAGCUUGGUCGCAAAUGGGUCUUCCAAAUGGACAAUGACCCCAAUCAUACUUCCAAAGUUGUGGCAAAAUGGCUUAAGGACAACAAAGUCAAGGUAUUGGAGUGGCCAUCACAAAGCCCUGACCUCAAUCCUAUAGAACAUCUGUGGGCAGAACUGAAAAAGCGUGUGCGAGCAAGGAGGCCUACAAACCUGACUCAGUUACACCAGCUCUGUCAGGAGGAAUGGGCCAAAAUUCAACCCAACUUAUUGUGGAAGGCUACCUGAAAUGUUUGACCCAAGUUAAACAAUUUAAAGGCAAUGCUACCAAAUACUAAUUGAGUGUAUGUAAACGUCUGACCCACUGGGAAUGUGAUGAAAGAAAUAAAAGCUGAAAGAAAUAAUUCUCUGUCUGUAAACAAUUGUUGGAAAAAUGACUUGUGUCAUGCACAAAGUAGAUGUCCUAACCGACUUGCCAAAACUAUAGUUUGUUAACAAGAAAUGUGUGUAGUGGUUGAAAAACGAGUUUUAAUGACUCCAGCCAAAGUGUAUGUAAACUUCCGACUUCAACUGUACAUUAAAGGGAUACAGGACAGGGAUACAGUACAUACAUAACAUUCAACAAUGAGUCACCCGGAGCAGUUCUGGUACUGUUGAAAUAUUAUAAAAUGAAUGUGCACACUUUAGAGAUACCUCGUGGGCACCCCCUAAUAUUAAGGAGGAGUAGGGUUCAUUCACUGUCAGUCACUUUCAGUCUUCAGCUCAAUGGCAAAUAGCAAAGCCGAACGCAGCAUCGAGUUCAGUGUCAACUCAAAGAGUCCGGCAGCAACGCCAGCAGCACAGUGAUGUUCGAUAAGCAAGCCGCAGGGAUGCGACUCUGUGUCUCGGCAGCAUGCCUAAAACACGUGCACAGCUAAUUUACAUGGCCUAGGUGCAUAACUAUCAGAGGUCAGAGAGGGGGCGGAAGGAUGCAGACUCUACCUCUCAAGUUACCAAAAUAACACAUGGACCCACACCCCACGCCAAUCCCACCCCAACACAUGGAACUCUCUGCAACUGGAUCCUGGACUUCCUGACGGGCAGACCACAGGCUGUGAGGAUUGGCAACAACAUCUCCUCCACACUGACUCUUAACUCAGGGGCCCCCCAGGGGUGUGUCCUCAGUCCUCUGCUGUGCUCCCUGUUCGCCCACGACUGCGUGGCUUUGCACGACACCAACUACAUCAAGUUUGCUGAUGACACAACAGUUGUAGUCCUGAUAGCCAACAACGACAAGUCAGCCUAUAGGGAGGAGGUAACUGAACUGGCAUUGUGGUGUCAUGACGACAACCUCUCCCUCAACAUCAACAAAACCAAGGAGUUGAUUGUUGACUUCAGGAAGCAGAGGUGGGAGCAUGCCGCGAUCCACAUCAACGGGACUGCAGUAGAGAGAGUCACGAGUUUUAAGUUCCUCGGUUUCCACAUCACGGAGGACUUGACAUGGACCAACAACACCACCACUCUUGUCAAAAGGGCGCAACAGCGUCUCUACUUCCUAAGGAGCCUGAAGAAAUGUAGCAUGCCGCCCCGGGUCCUCUCCAAAUACUGCCGCUGCACCAUCGAGAGCGUCCUGACCGGUUGCAUCAUCUUUUUUUAAAGGUGUCUGUGGGGGGGCUUUUGACCAUUUCUUUGGAUUCCUCUCAUCAUCAUUAGAAAAAAGUUGUGAAGUGACAUGGAACAAACCCACACUUAGGUCUCAUUUGCUUGUUAGGUUUCAAUCGCUUGCUGCAAUAGUUAUAUUUUUGUCCUUUGGCCACAAUGUGUCAUGGUGUUGACUUCCUUCCUCCUCCACCCAGACAGGCAUUUAGAAAUGCAGAACAAUUCAAGUUGUUACGGUCAUAUGGGGUUUCUGGCCAUGUGAUCAAUGACACUCCUUGAGUGAGCAAUAUUGAACCAGAGAGAUAUUGUUGAAUUAUUAUUAUUAUUAGAGACAACACCAGAACUAUCAGUUUGCUGAUGUACAGUGAGGGGAAAAAAGUAUUUGAUCCCCUACUGAUUUUGUACAUUUGCCCACUUACAAAGACAUGACCAGUCUAUAAUUUUAAUGGUAUGUUUAUUUGAACAGUGAGAGACAGAAUAACAAUAACAAAAAUAAAAAUCCAGAAAAACGCAUGUCAAAAAUGUUAUAAAUUGAUUUGAUUUCUCACUGUCCUGUGAGGUAGUGUUGUUAUGUAGUGUAGGUUAAUGGUCAAUUCCAUUUCAAUUCAGUAUCUUCAGGAAGUAGGCUAAACUGAAAUUCCAAGUUUAGUUCCUUCCUGGACUGACAGAAUUUAAAUGGAAUUUACCACAAGUCAACCCUAGUGUGCAGUCAACAGUAAGAUUAGCUUCCUAUCCAGAUUUGGUUAGUUAAUGAUGGAUUUGUAUUAAUGGUGUCAUUGCUUCCUGUCUGUCUGUAUUAACUCCAGGCCUCUGGGAAAGGGUGUAAUGGUGUCAUUGCUUCCUGUCUGUCUGUAUUAACUCCAGGCCUUGGGGAAAGGGUGUAAUGGUGUCAUUGCUUCCUGUGUCUGUAUUAACUCCAGGCCUCUGGGAAAGGGUGUAAUGGUGUCAUUGCUUCCUGUGUCCGUAUUAACUCCAGGCCUUGGGGAAAGGGUUUAAUGGUGUCAUUGCUUCCUGUGUCUGUAUUAACUCCAGGCCUCUGGGAAAGGGUGUAAUGGUGUCAUUGCUUCCUGUGUCUGUAUUAACUCCAGGCCUUGGGGAAAGGGUGUAAUGGUGUCAUUGCUUCCUGUGUCUGUAUUAACUCCAGGCCUUGGGGAAAGGGUGUAAUGGUGUCAUUGCUUCCUGUGUCUGUAUUAACUCCAGGCCUCUGGGAAAGGGUGUAAUGGUGUCAUUGCUUCCUGUCUGUCUGUAUUAACUCCAGGCCUUGGGGAAAGGGUGUAAUGGUGUCAUUGCUUCCUGUGUCUGUAUUAACUCCAGGCCUCUGGGAAAGGGUGUAAUGGUGUCAUUGCUUCCUGUGUCUGUAUUAACUCCAGGCCUCUGGGAAAGGGUGUAAUGGUGUCAUUGCUUCCUGUGUCUGUAUUAACUCCAGGCCUUGGGGAAAGGGUGUAAUGGUGUCAUUGCUUCCUGUGUCCGUAUUAACUCCAGGCCUCUGGGAAAGGGUGUAAUGGUGUCAUUGCUUCCUGUGUCUGUAUUAACUCCAGGCCUCUGGGAAAGGGGGUAAUGGUGUCAUUGCUUCCUGUGUCUGUAUUAACUCCAGGCCUUGGGGAAAGGGUGUAAUGGUGUCAUUGCUUCCUGUGUCUGUAUUAACUCCAGGCCUCUGGGAAAGGGUGUAAUGGUGUCAUUGCUUCCUGUCUGUCUGUAUUAACUCCAGGCCUUGGGGAAAGGGUGUAAUGGUGUCAUUGCUUCCUGUGUCUGUAUUAACUCCAGGCCUUGGGGAAAGGGUGUAAUGGUGUCAUUGCUUCCUGUGUCUGUAUUAACUCCAGGCCUCUGGGAAAGGGUUUAAUGGUGUCAUUGCUUCCUGUGUCUGUAUUAACUCCAGGCCUCUGGGAAAGGGUGUAAUGGUGUCACUGCUUCCUGUGUCUGUAUUAACUCCAGGCCUCUGGGAAAGGGUGUAAUGGUGUCACUGCUUCCUGUGUCCGUAUUAACUCCAGGCCUUGGGGAAAGGGUGUAAUGGUGUCAUUGCUUCCUGUGUCUGUAUUAACUCCAGGCCUUGGGGAAAGGGUGUAAUGGUGUCAUUGCUUCCUGUGUCUGUAUUAACUCCAGGCCUCUGGGAAAGGGUGUAAUGGUGUCAUUGCUUCCUGUGUCUGUAUUAACUCCAGGCCUUGGGGAAAGGGUUCGUGUUGGUCCAGACGAAGGAAGUGUCCAUGCGCCCCGAGGACAUCACCAGAGUGUUCCAGAACAAUGCAGAGGGACUCCAGGAGUGGAUCACCAAGGGUAAGCACACGUCCCAAAUGCCACCCUAUUCCCUAUACUUACCAGAGCCAGAAAGUAGUGCACUAUAUAGGGAAUAGGGGGUCAUUUGGAACGCAUCCAAUCUUCCUAUUAUAAUCUGGGUUAAUAAUUCAAUAGUAAGGAGGGUGGAACAUCAUCUGGGUUAAUAAUUCAAUAGUAAGGAGGGUGGAACAUCAUCUGGGUUAAUAAUUCAAUAGUAAGGAGGGUGGAACAUCAUCUGGGUUAAUAAUUCAAUAGUAAGGAGGGUGGAACAUCAUCUGGGUUAAUAAUUCAAUAGUAAGGAGGGUGGAACAUCAUCUGGGUUAAUAAUUCAAUAGUAAGGAAGGUGGAACAUCAUCUGGGUUAAUAAUUAAAUAGUAAGGAAGGUGGAACAUCAUCUGGGUUAAUAAUUCAAUAGUAAGGAAGGUGGAACAUCAUCUGGGUUAAUAAUUAAAUAGUAAGGAAGGUGGAACAUCAUCUGGGUUAAUAAUUCAAUAGUAAGGAAGGUGGAACAUCAUCUGGGUUAAUAAUUCAAUAGUUAGGAAGGUGGAACAUCAUCUGGGUUAAUAAUUCAAUAGUAAGGAAGGUGGAACAUCAUCUGGGUUAAUAAUUCAAUAGUAAGGAAGGUGGAACAUCAUCUGGGUUAAUAAUUCAAUAGUAAGGAGGGUGGAACAUCAUCUGGGUUAAUAAUUAAAUAGUAAGGAGGGUGGAACAUCAUCUGGGUUAAUAAUUCAAUAGUUAGGAAGGUGGAACAUCAUCUGGGUUAAUAAUUAAAUAGUAAGGAGGGUGGAACAUCAUCUGGGUUAAUAAUUCAAUAGUUAGGAAGGUGGAACAUCAUCUGGGUUAAUAAUUCAAUAGUUAGGAAGGUGGAACAUCAUCUGGGUGAAUAAUUAAAUAGUAAGGAGGGUGGAACAUCAUCUGGGUUAAUAAUUCAAUAGUAAGGAAGGUGGAACAUCAUCUGGGUUAAUAAUUCAAUAGUAAGGAAGGUGGAACAUCAUCUGGGUUAAUAAUUCAAUAGUAAGGAAGGUGGAACAUCAUCUGGGUUAAUAAUUCAAUAGUAAGGAGGGUGGAACAUCAUCUGGGUUAAUAAUUCAAUAGUAAGGAAGGUGGAACAUCAUCUGGGUUAAUAAUUCAAUAGUAAGGAAGGUGGAACAUCAUCUGGGUUAAUAAUUCAAUAGUUAGGAAGGUGGAACAUCAUCUGGGUUAAUAAUUCAAUAGUAAGGAGGGUGGAACAUCAUCUGGGUUAAUAAUUAAAUAGUAAGGAGGGUGGAACAUCAUCUGGGUUAAUAAUUCAAUAGUUAGGAAGGUGGAACAUCAUCUGGGUUAAUAAUUAAAUAGUAAGGAGGGUGGAACAUCAUCUGGGUUAAUAAUUCAAUAGUUAGGAAGGUGGAACAUCAUCUGGGUUAAUAAUUCAAUAGUUAGGAAGGUGGAACAUCAUCUGGGUUAAUAAUUCAAUAGUAAGGAGGGUGGAACAUCAUCUGGGUAAAUAAUUCAAUAGUAAGGAAGGUGGAACAUCAUCUGGGUUAAUAAUUCAAUAGUAAGGAAGGUGGAACAUCAUCUGGGUUAAUAAUUCAAUAGUAAGGAGGGUGGAACAUCAUCUGGGUAAAUAAUUCAAUAGUAAGGAAGGUGGAACAUCAUCUGGGUUAAUAAUUCAAUAGUAAGGAAGGUGGAACAUCAUCUGGGUUAAUAAUUCAAUAGUAAGGAGGGUGGAACAUCAUCUGGGUUAAUAAUUCAAUAGUAAGGAAGGUGGAACAUCAUCUGGGUUAAUCAUUCAAUAGUAAUGAAGGUGGAACAUCAUCUGGGUUAAUAAUUCAAUAGUAAUGAAGGUGGAACAUCAUCUGGGUUAAUAAUUCAAUAGUAAGGAAGGUGGAACAUCAUCUGGGUUAAUAAUUCAAUAGUAAUGAAGGUGGAACAUCAUCUGGGUUAAUAAUUCAAUAGUAAGGAAGGUGGAACAUCAUCUGGGUUAAUAAUUCAAUAGUAAGGAAGGUGGAACAUCAUCUGGGUUAAUAAUUCAAUAGUAAGGAAGGUGGAACAUCAUCUGGGUUAAUCAUUCAAUAGUAAUGAAGGUGGAACAUCAUCUGGGUUAAUAAUUCAAUAGUAAUGAAGGUGGAACAUCAUCUGGGUUAAUAAUUCAAUAGUAAGGAAGGUGGAACAUCAUCUGGGUUAAUAAUUCAAUAGUAAGGAGGGUGGAACAUCAUCUGGGUUAAUAAUUCAAUAGUUAGGAAGGUGGAACAUCAUCUGGGUUAAUAAUUCAAUAGUUAGGAAGGUGGAACAUCAUCUGGGUUAAUAAUUAAAUAGUAAGGAAGGUGGAACAUCAUCUGGGUUAAUAAUUCAAUAGUAAGGAAGGUGGAACAUCAUCUGGGUGAAUAAUUAAAUAGUAAGGAAGGUGGAACAUCAUCUGGGUUAAUAAUUCAAUAGUAAGGAAGGUGGAACAUCAUCUGGGUGAAUAAUUAAAUAGUAAGGAGGGUGGAGCAUCAUCUGGGUUAAUAAUUAAAUAGUAAGGAGGGUGGAACAUCAUCUGGGUUAAUAAUUCAAUAGUAAGGAGGGUGGAGCAUCAUCUGGGUUAAUAAUUAAAUAGUAAGGAGGGUGGAACAUCAUUUGGGUUAAUAAUUCAAUAGUAAGGAAGGUGGAACAUCAUUUGGGUGAAUAAUUAAAUAGUAAGGAAGGUGGAACAUCAUUUGGGUUAAUAAUUCAAUAGUUAGGAAGGUGGAACAUCAUCUGGGUUAAUAAUUCAAUAGUAAGGAAGGUGGAACAUCAUUUGGGUUAAUAAUUCAAUAGUAAGGAAGGUGGAACAUCAUCUGGGUUAAUAAUUCAAUAGUAAGGAAGGUGGAACAUCAUCUGGGUUAAUAAUUCAAUAGUAAGGAGGGUGGAACAUCAUCUGGGUGAAUAAUUAAAUAGUAAGGAAGGUGGAACAUCAUCUGGGUUAAUAAUUCAAUAGUAAGGAAGGUGGAACAUCAUCUGGGUUAAUAAUUCAAUAGUAAGGAGGGUGGAACAUCAUCUGGGUUAAUAAUUCAAUAGUAAGGAGGGUGGAACAUCAUCUGGGUUAAUAAUUCAAUAGUAAUGAAGGUGGAACAUCAUCUGGGUUAAUAAUUCAAUAGUAAGGAGGGUGGAACAUCAUCUGGGUUAAUAAUUCAAUAGUAAGGAAGGUGGAACAUCAUCUGGGUUAAUAAUUCAAUAGUAAGGAGGGUGGAACAUCAUCUGGGUUAAUAAUUCAAUAGUAAGGAAGGUGGAACAUCAUCUGGGUUAAUAAUUCAAUAGUAAGGAAGGUGGAACAUCAUCUGGGUUAAUAAUUCAAUAGUAAGGAAGGUGGAACAUCAUCUGGGUUAAUAAUUCAAUAGUAAGGAGGGUGGAACAUCAUCUGGGUUAAUAAUUCAAUAGUAAUGAAGGUGGAACAUCAUCUGGGUUAAUAAUUCAAUAGUAAGGAAGGUGGAACAUCAUCUGGGUUAAUAAUUCAAUAGUAAGGAGGGUGGAACAUCAUCUGGGUUAAUCAUUCAAUAGUAAUGAAGGUGGAACAUCAUCUGGGUUAAUAAUUCAAUAGUAAGGAAGGUGGAACAUCAUCUGGGUUAAUAAUUCAAUAGUAAUGAAGGUGGAACAUCAUCUGGGUUAAUAAUUCAAUAGUAAGGAAGGUGGAACAUCAUCUGGGUUAAUAAUUCAAUAGUAAGGAGGGUGGAAACAUCAUCUGGGUUAAUAAUUCAAUAGUAAGGAAGGUGGAACAUCAUCUGGGUUAAUAAUUCAAUAGUAGGAGGGUGGAACAUCAUCUGGGUUAAUAAUUCAAUAGUAAGGAGGGUGGAACAUCAUCUGGGUUAAUAAUUCAAUAGUAAGGAAGGUGGAACAUCAUCUGGGUUAAUAAUUCAAUAGUAAGGAGGGUGGAACAUCAUCUGGGUUAAUAAUUCAAUAGUAAGGAAGGUGGAACAUCAUCUGGGUUAAUAAUUCAAUAGUAAGGAGGUGGAACAUCAUCUGGGUUAAUAAUUCAAUAGUAAGGAAGGUGGAACAUCAUCUGGGUUAAUAAUUCAAUAGUAAGGAGGGUGGAACAUCAUCUGGGUUAAUAAUUCAAUAGUUAGGAAGGUGGAACAUCAUCUGAUCUGGGUUAAUAAUUCAAUAGUAAGGAAGGUGGAACAUCAUCUGGGUUAAUAAUUCAAUAGUAAGGAGGGUGGAACAUCAUCUGGGUUAAUAAUCAAUAGUAAGGAAGGUGGAACAUCAUCUGGGUUAAUAAUUCAAUAGUAAGGAAGGUGGAACAUCAUCUGGGUUAAUAAUUCAAUAGUAAGGAAGGUGGGAACAUCAUCUGGGUUAAUAAUUCAAUAGUAAGGAAGGUGGAACAUCAUCUGGGUUAAUAAUUCAAUAGUAAGGAAGGUGGAACAUCAUCUGGGUUAAUAAUUCAAUAGUAAGGAAGGUGGAACAUCAUCUGGGUUAAUAAUUCAAUAGUAAGGAGGGUGGAACAUCAUCUGGGUAAAUAAUUCAAUAGUAAGGAAGGUGGAACAUCAUCUGGGUUAAUAAUUCAAUAGUAAGGAGGGUGGAACAUCAUCUGGGUUAAUAAUUCAAUAGUAAGGAAGGUGGAACAUCAUCUGGGUUAAUAAUUCAAUAGUAAGGAGGGUGGAACAUCAUCUGGGUUAAUAAUUCAAUAGUAAGGAAGGUGGAACAUCAUCUGGGUUAAUAAUUCAAUAGUAAGGAAGGUGGAACAUCAUCUGGGUUAAUCAUUCAAUAGUAAGGAAGGUGGAACAUCAUCUGGGUUAAUAAUUCAAUAGUUAGGAAGGUGGAACAUCAUCUGGGUUAAUAAUUCAAUAGUAAGGAGGGUGGAACAUCAUCUGGGUUAAUAAUUCAAUAGUAAGGAAGGUGGAACAUCAUCUGGGUUAAUAAUUCAAUAGUAAGGAAGGUGGAACAUCAUCUGGGUUAAUCAUUCAAUAGUAAGGAAGGUGGAACAUCAUCUGGGUUAAUAAUUCAAUAGUAAGGAGGGUGGAACAUCAUCUGGGUUAAUAAUUCAAUAGUAAGGAGGGUGGAACAUCAUCUGGGUGAAUAAUUCAAUAGUAAGGAGGGUGGAACAUCAUCUGGGUGAAUAAUUCAAUAGUAAGGAGGGUGGAACAUCAUCUGGGUGAAUAAUUCAAUAGUAAGGAGGGUGGAACAUCAUCUGGGUUAAUAAUUCAAUAGUAAGGAGGGUGGAGCAUCAUCUGGGUUAAUAAUUCAAUAGUAAUGAAGGUGUAACAUCAGUUUGCUGUUUCUGGUUCUCUGUGAUGUAUGAUGACCUUUGAACCAAGAGAAAGGGGGGGACUAAAAAUCAUCAUAGCUGAAGGAAAGAAUUGUGUUAAUGAAUGAGUUUAUUUAGUGCUUAUAAUGAUUAGGCAAGCAUUUCUGAAAUGCAUCUCUUCUCUUCCACAGGGCCAGUGACAGCUCUGGAGUUGAAUGGGGACGGGGUAGUGGAGGCCUGUAAGGCCAUGUCCAGGGACAUGUUCAGUGGAACCAAGGUAACAGCAUUACCUGACCUCUCCAGACAAAAACAUCUCAAGAUUGAAUCAAUUGUAUUGGAAGUUUUAGUCAGAACUGUGCUAGCUAAUAAAAUAGCACCUGUAUGUGAAGGAACUCUUGUUUUCUGUCCUGUAUGUGAAGGAACUCUUGUUUUCUGUCCUGUUCUCUGCAGGUGUUUGUUUCAGACAACAGAAAUACUUCCUCUCGAGACGUGGACAACUUCUUCAACUUCGCUGACAUGCAGAUGGGCUUGUAAUUGAAUCACUGCAUGAUAAUCAAAAACUACACCACUGAUACACUUUUGUAUGAUUACAUUUUUUAUUGGUAGUAUUAACACUGGAUAUACCAGUAGGUAGCAGAGAGGACAGGUUAAUCAGCAUAGUGAUGGUAGGUAGC